Molecule: messenger RNA, 2870 nt
Organism: Pseudoliparis swirei
Lineage: Eukaryota; Metazoa; Chordata; Actinopteri; Perciformes; Liparidae
Gene: ggt5b
Product: gamma-glutamyltransferase 5b
Exons: 11
Coding region: 355-2127 (590 amino acids)
Biological process (GO): inflammatory response; glutathione catabolic process; leukotriene D4 biosynthetic process
Cellular component (GO): plasma membrane
Molecular function (GO): glutathione gamma-glutamate hydrolase; leukotriene-C(4) hydrolase activity
Source: RefSeq, a predicted model, not a curated record
CAGAGAGGGAUCUCUCUUUCCUGAUACUCCGGGUUAGUGAACAACAUGGAUAAAGGGAAGAGGCAUGGCGGGGGGCGGGGAGCUCAGCCAAGUUGUCUGCAACUGAUAAAAAACAGUAUUUCGUGUUUCAGACGACCUCCACGGAAACCCGUUGCGUCAUGUUCUUUUGGGAAAUGAGCGUGGGGUGUUAAAGACAAGCUUUGGUCAAAGUGACUCCCUCUACUUUCACAUUUACCUCCGCGCGGUAGCCGGUUGAUGGAAGAGAGGUCUCCACGAAAGGAUUAGUCGGUGUCCAGAGCGCGUGCGCGCUCAGCUGCUGCAGCAACAGUUCCUCUUCAAUAAAACGCGUCUUCGAUGGCUAAAUACAAGCCCUGGCUGGUGUGCUGCUUCAUCUUGGCUGGGUUGAUCAGUGCGGUUGCUCUCGUGUGUCUAUGCAUCGUCUCAUUAGUGGGCAGAGAGUGUGCCAGCGGCAGCUUCGCGCACGCGGCUGUCGCUGCAGACUCGCUGCGUUGCUCCGAGGUUGGCAGGAGCAUGCUCCAGCAAGGGGGGUCGGCAGUAGAUGGCGCCAUUGCAGCUCUUCUGUGCACAUCUGUGGUCAAUCCUCAGAGCAUGGGGAUCGGAGGAGGAUCUAUAGUAACCAUAAGAAAUAAAAAAGGCAAAGUUGAAGUCUACAACUUCAGAGAGACUGUCCCACAGUCUUUUAAAAGUAACCUGUUAAAUGACUGUAAAAGCUCAUUCACACUGGCCACAGGCAGCCAAUGGAUCGGCGUUCCCGGAGAGCUGCGGGGCUACGAGGCCAUUCACAAGCAGUACGGGAAGCUGCCUUGGGCCAAGCUGUUUGAGCCAACUAUCAAACUGGCCAGGGAGGGCAUCGCUCUGCCGGUGUACCUGGGAAACCUUCUGAAGUUCUCUCUUGUGAAAGAUCACGUGGAGAAAUCUUCUCUCUGUGAAGUUUUGUGCAACAAAAACAAAACUGUUCUGAGCGCAGGGGACAUUCUGAAGUUUCCUAAACUUGCAGAAACCAUGGAAACAAUUGCAGAGCAAGGGGCCGAUGCCUUCUACACGGGCAAGAUAGGACAAGACUUGAUCCGAGACAUAGAAGCUGCAGGUGGGACUUUGAAAAUUGAAGAUCUGAAGUCCUUCCAGGUGCGUGUGGAGGACGCGUGGACAGUUCCUGUGGGAGACACUAAGAUGCACUUCCCUCCACCACCUGCAGGGGGCCCCCUGCUUGCCUUCCUUCUCAGUCUGAUGAAAGACUUCCCCUCGUCUCCGAAGUCCCUGGAUGGGGACCAGAAGAUCCAGACAUACCAUCAUUUCAUCGAGGCAGCCAAGUUCACGAAUGGACAAAGGAAGAGCAUUAAUGAUCCCAUCUUUAAUGACAUAAAGAGUGCAGAUCAUUUAAUUGAUCCCUCCUUCAUUAAUCACAUCAGAGACAUGAUCUCUUCCAACCGCACCCAUGACAACUCUUACUACUACAACGCCAAGCCCUCCCGUGACCACGUGGGGACGACUCACGUGUCGGUCCUGGACCGAGAUGGACUGGCCGUCUCUGCAACCAGCACCAUAAACCAUUUAUUUGGAGGAGGCAUCUACUCUCCACGAACAGGCAUCAUCCUCAACAAUGAGCUGAGUGACUUCUGUGGGAGAGCCGACACUGUGAGGGCAGGUAAAGUCGCAGACGUCAACAUGGACUUUCAAAAUGAGAUAACGGAAUCAAAGACGAAAAUCAUUCUUAAAAAAUGGGGUUUCAUUGUCACAGGUGAGCGGCCUCCUUCCUCGAUGAUUCCAGUAAUACUGGAGUCAAAGUCUGGAGGCCUCCUUGUGAUUGGUGGAUCAGGAGGAAGCAUGAUUACCUCAGCAGUGGCCUUGUCUAUAGUAAAUCGCCUGUGGCUCGGGAUGAAUCUGAAGGACGCCAUUGCUGCGCCGAUCGUCUUUGUGGAUUCUAGCAACAAUGUCAAUUUUGAGCCUGGUUUUAACAAGUCUGUGAUAGAUGGCCUCGCAGCUCUCGGACAUAAGCCAGGCAGCUGGAAAUACUUCUUCAAUGUAGUCAACGCGGUGGAAAAGGAGAAUGGAUGCAUUGUGGCCGUAUCGGACAGCAGGAAAAACGGGAUGUCCGCUGGAUACUAACCACACAGAGGCUCCGCCCUGAAGACUGAACCGUGAGCCUCUUUAGCUUUGAGAACAUGUGCCAACAACAGAAUGUGAGAAAUGUGGCUCUUUUUUGGUGACUUACACAAAACUACCAACCAUAAAAGAUGAUGCCGGUUUUAUAUGUACGCAUCUUUUAAAUGACAUUGUAUUCAUCAGACUUCUUUUGAGGUGAUCAGAUCCCUCCUUAUAUAAACACAUUUUCAAUCCUGCCAGUCAUCACACACACAAAGUCAUUCUACCUAAACGCUAUAGACCAACUCGCAGGGAGCACAGCAUGAAGCUGCUACUUGCUGCAGAGGCAUAACCAAGUCCUGUAUCACAACAAUAUUUUUUUUAUCUACGACUGUUUCACUUUGUAACUUUGUGUAAGAACUGUUCGUCGUAGAUGAGCCUUGAAACACUUUUUAAAGUGACGUCUUGCCAAAGAGGAAACUUUUACUGUGACCGUAAACAUGUUUACCGUUUGUGUGAAACAACUCUUCAGGUCCUUGAGCAUGUUGUGAGGUAUUUUUAAUAUUAAGUGAAUGCUGUAGAAUUUCAUCUAAAAAAUUUAAACAAAAAGAUAAAUGAAAAACAUACCUGUAUUUUAACACCACCACCGUGUAAUUUUGUUUUUGUAUUUUUAACGUUGAAAUGCUUUGUAAAACAAUGACACAUUUUUAUAACUUUCUAACUGUGAAUAUCCGUGUUGUCGCACUUAAAGAUCGAUGCCAAACGAG